GCGUUUCUAAACCAGACAUUUUCCAACACACGACACCUACGUUAGCCCAUCUUUAUAUGCCUAAGAAACAUGAAAAAUAAAAGCAUACUUUGCUAGAUUUGCAAGAGAUUAGUUUAUACAUAGCAGUAGCUACCCAAUACGCCAUCAUUUUCAUUGCUUGAAAGCCAUGGCAGGUGGUAGCUAUGAUGAUGAAGCUUUCUGUCAUAAUGAGUUGUUGCUUGAUCCAGAGGAAGCAAGUGUUUUCGAUCUGAUUUGUCUCCUAUUUUCCUCUGAUAUAAAGAGCAGAAGAUUUGUUGAGUGCCCAGAAGAGCAAAGGAGAAGAGAUUUUAGUCAUCGAUGGCUUAUAUUCAUCUCCGUUGUUGCUCAGAAAUUUCUUCUCUAUAACAGAAAACCCUUGGCUCAGAUAGGGGAUGCAAUAGAGACGUGGUUGAAUCUUUUGUCAAGCAACGGUGGGCUGUUCACGCUGAUGCUGAAAUUUUUGACAGGAAAAGUGACGUGGCCGGAUAGAUCAUCAGCGAUGUUCACCUCGGUGGUGGGAAAUCUUGACCGGAGAGUAGAAUUAGAUAGGAGUAUAAAAGCUGGUGAAAGAAAAUAUAAACCAGCUCUGGCUUUAAUGGCAGCGAAAUUAUCAUACGAGAAUGAAGCCUUCAUCAACUCCAUUGUUACAGAUCACUGGAAUAUGGAAUUCUUAGGAUUUUACAACUUCUGGAACGAGUACCAGAGGCUACCCUCAACGAAAGCCUUCAUACUUCAAGACACGAACAGUGACCCAAACCUUAUAGUGGUGGCAUUUAGAGGCACCAACCCAUUUGAUGCAAAUGCAUGGUGCACAGAUGUUGAUAUCUCCUGGUACGAGCUUCAAGGCAUUGGUAAGAUCCACCGUGGCUUUAUGAAUGCCCUAGGCCUACAGAACAAUGGCUGGCCAAAUGAAAUUACACAACCCAAUGGCCGUUUAUAUGCGUACUACGAGAUCAGAAGAGUGCUGAGAGAUCUACUGAGCAAGAAUGAGAAGGCAAAGUUCAUUGUAACAGGGCACAGCUUGGGUGGGGCUUUGGCAAUAUUGUUUGUGGGUGUUUUAGCCAUGCACAAAGAGGAGUUGUUACUGGACAAAAUGGAAGGUGUGUACACAUUUGGGCAGCCAAGAGUUGGGGACAGGCUCUUUGGGAGUUUCAUGGAAGAUGGGUUGAAAAAGAAUGAUGUCAGAUAUUUGAGAUUUGUUUAUAGCAAUGAUAUGGUGCCUAGAUUGCCCUAUGAUGAUUCAACUCUCUUGUAUAAGCACUUUGGGCCUUGCCUCUACUACAAUAGCUGCUAUCAAGGGAAGGUCUUGUGGGAAGAGCCAAACAAGAAUUACUUCAAUUUAUUUUGGGUCAUACCCAAAAACUUGAAUGCUGUUUGGGAGCUGAUUAGGAGUUUUAUCAUCCCUUGCGUGAAAGGGCGGAACUAUAGAGAAGGCUGGUUUAUGAAACUUUUUAGGAUAAUAGGACUGGUAAUUCCAGGAUUAUCAGCUCAUGUCCUUCAAGAUUAUAACAAUUCUGCCCGAUUAGGGUCCUUGCCUCAACUAGAGCUUCACCAACAUUAAUAACAAUGGAGCUGCUGAAUGAUUUUUUGAGAAUAAUCAUCCACAGAUUAUUUGCACGUCACCCAUUUCCCUCGAAGUCUCACUUUCAACUAUUGAGAAAUUGCUUUGGAAAGGGAUUUAGCUUGUAGGGAAUUAAGUUUUUGGUGAUUCGGUCUGUUACCCACAUUCCGUUUUAGGAUCUUUGUUGUCUCGCAGUGACAAACAGAGGUUUCUUCAAGCUGCACUCGCCUCUUCUAGGCUUGUUCCAGGACAAUGUCUUUGACAAACAAACAAAGCAUUAAGCAGUAAAAUGUUGAAAAUUUUUUUAUCGGAUUAUUAUUUUUAAGAGCAUAUAUGCAUUCUAUCGAUUUGUGAAAUCCAAAGUAGACUUGUAUCAGAAACUAAAACCCCAGUUUCUUGCGGGGAAUAGUUGUCUUCACCAUAUAACAAGGUUUAUUUUC
Manihot esculenta (cassava) is the source of this 2019-nucleotide messenger RNA. RefSeq names its product triacylglycerol lipase OBL1. Gene Ontology annotation, biological process: lipid metabolic process. The transcript has 5 exons. The record is from RefSeq and is a predicted model, not a curated record. Lineage: Eukaryota; Viridiplantae; Streptophyta; Magnoliopsida; Malpighiales; Euphorbiaceae. The coding region runs from base 167 to 1579 and encodes 470 amino acids. Gene Ontology annotation, molecular function: triacylglycerol lipase activity.